UAGAAUUCUUAGAACUGUGAAGCAGGUCAAGAGCUCACAGGUCAGUGUGAAGGUAGUAAUGAAACUCUAAGGACACUCGAAGAGUGCUGAGUCCUCAUCAGUUCUAGCUCAGCUAGAGGCACACUCUGCUACAUCACUUGUCACUGGUUCUUAUGAGGACAGAGUUGCUGCAGGUUUUUGACAGUCAGCUUUGCCUUUUGUAAUGUGACCCAUGCUCACAGGAAGGACUGACCACAUGGAAGGAAGAGGAGGCUGUGGUGGCAGAGCAAGGACUUUGCAAGAGUUCUUUAUGUAUCCAAGAAACAAAGUCUUUAUCAGAUGCAUGUAGCCAUGAAGAAGGUAUGCUAGUGCAUGUUGAUGAUCCCAGCACUGAGGAUGUGGAAGCAGGAGGAAGAUCAGAUCAAGACCAAGUUUGGCUACACAGGAAGACUAAUGGGAAGCUAGGAUACAUGAGACCCUUCUCAUUAAAAUAAGCAAACAAAUCUGUUUUGUCAACUGGACAUUAAUAGGACAGCAAUGUUUUCCUAAUGGAACAUCUUCUUAAAUGCUGAACAACUUAAGUUGAAUUUGUGAGACUAUAACUAUCUAGUCUUCAACCAAAUCAGAGAUCAAAGAAGGCAUUGUCCAGUGUUCACUGCCAUCAUGAUAUUGUUCAACAAAGAUUCUAGUCGCCAGGGAGGAGGUUUUGCUCUGUCCACCAUAGCAUGGAUUCUUUGCAUCACCUCCAUGGGCCUCCCACAGUGGCAAGUGUGGUACUCAAUGGAACCUAUGAUCUCUUACCCUAGUGUGGCCUUUGUUGGAGUGUGGAAAGCCUGCAUCUACCACCAUGACAACUUCAGUAAUAUCAGAACGUGUUACCACUACAGCUACCAUGACACCUUCAUUCCUUUGGAUAUUCGUGUUUCUCAGCACUUGAUGUUGACUACCAGCAUUUUAUGGCUAGUUGGAAAAAUGGCCACUGUUUAUGCUCUCAGAAAUGUGUACACGGGAAGACAAGAGAAGAGUGUCACCUACAAUGCCUUUGGCCUUUCAGCGAUUCUGAACAUCAUUGCCAGUAGCUUUGUCUUCCUUGCUGUCUUAUGUAAUUAUUUCUCCAUCAUAAAUAAGGAGGGGAUUACUUUUCCGCCAUCUUUCCAUAUGCCCCUUUACCCACAUAUUCGGCAGGUUGGCAUUGCCAUGGUAGUGGCAUUUCUAGCAGCCAUCCUGUUCUUGUGUAGUGGUGUGAUUUUCAUCUCUUACACAUUUCCCUUAAACAUACAAGUCCUUUCUAACAUUUGAAAGUGAAUGUGCAUCACCUUGAAAAAAUCCAAAACUUCAUGUUUUUUACAGCAAGAAUUUUUGAGAUGUUUAUCUCAAAACCAAGGACUCAACAAUGCCCAAAUGGCCUGCCUGUGACAGAAAAUGGUCAAAUGCCUCUUUACUAUCUUUUCUGUCUCAUUUGUUUUAUUACUUCAGUGGUUGGAUUAUGGACUUACAUUAAAAUAAACUUACCCACUUGUCAAU
Messenger RNA from Mastomys coucha (southern multimammate mouse), 1503 nucleotides. It is a transcript of the gene Cldn34, whose product is annotated as claudin 34. The transcript has 5 exons. Gene Ontology annotation, biological process: cell adhesion; bicellular tight junction assembly. Gene Ontology annotation, molecular function: structural molecule activity. Gene Ontology annotation, cellular component: bicellular tight junction; plasma membrane. The record is from RefSeq and is a predicted model, not a curated record. The coding region runs from base 643 to 1278 and encodes 211 amino acids. NCBI's taxonomy places the organism in Eukaryota, Metazoa, Chordata, Mammalia, Rodentia, Muridae.